CCCCACCCCACCCCACCCCGCGUUAUUAUCACCCGGCGCCUCUUUCGCCUUCCCCCCCUGCCUGCUCGCCCGAGCAGCAGAUUCGGUUUCUCCCCGUUUCCCUUCUUGGCGCCGGCCGACUGCUGAGCUGAGCUAGGAGAAGGAGGCGUCGGUGUCGGUGGUGGUGGUGGUGGGGAUGGGGAACCAGCGGGCGGUGCUGGCCCUGCUAGCGGCGGCGGCGCUCCUCUCCUGCUCCGUCAGCGCGCAGGACACCGAGAGGAUCGAAGGGAGUGCUGGUGAUGUGCUGGAGGAUGAUCCGGUCGGGAGGCUCAAGGUGUACGUCUACGAGCUGCCCACCAAGUACAACAAGAAGAUGGUGGCCAAGGACUCCAGAUGCCUCAGCCACAUGUUUGCCGCCGAGAUAUUCAUGCACCGGUUCCUGCUGUCGAGCGCGAUCCGGACCAUGAACCCGGAGGAAGCCGACUGGUUCUACACUCCUGUGUACACAACCUGUGACCUUACUCCAUGGGGCCACCCCUUGCCGUUCAAGUCUCCACGGAUCAUGAGAAGCGCGAUUCAGUUCAUCUCUUCCCACUGGCCCUAUUGGAACCGGACGGCGGGGGCUGAUCAUUUCUUUGUUGUGCCACAUGACUUUGGGGCAUGCUUUCAUUAUCAGGAAGAGAAGGCAAUCGAGCGGGGAAUCCUUCCGUUACUUCGCCGUGCUACACUGGUCCAAACCUUUGGGCAGAAGGAUCAUGUCUGCCUGAAGGAAGGCUCCAUCAACAUUCCACCAUAUGCGCCUCCCCAGAAAAUGAAAACUCACCUUGUCCCUCCAGAGACACCGCGAUCAAUCUUUGUGUAUUUCCGUGGUCUAUUCUACGAUACGGCGAAUGAUCCUGAGGGUGGUUACUAUGCAAGAGGUGCCCGUGCGUCGGUUUGGGAGAACUUCAAGAACAACCCUCUGUUCGACAUCUCGACGGACCACCCACCAACCUACUACGAGGACAUGCAGCGCGCUAUAUUCUGCCUGUGCCCGCUUGGCUGGGCUCCGUGGAGCCCCCGUCUGGUGGAGGCAGUGGUGUUUGGGUGCAUCCCGGUGAUCAUCGCAGAUGACAUCGUCCUGCCCUUUGCGGACGCCAUUCCGUGGGACGAGAUUGGCGUGUUCGUGGCAGAGGACGACGUCCCGAAGCUGGACACUAUCCUUACAUCCAUCCCAAUGGAGGUGAUCCUGCGUAAGCAGAGACUGCUGGCGAACCCGUCGAUGAAGCAGGCCAUGCUGUUCCCGCAGCCCGCCCAGCCGGGUGACGCCUUCCACCAGAUCCUGAACGGGCUGGCGCGGAAGCUGCCCCACAACAAGGGCGUGUACCUGACGCCAGGGCAGAAGGCGCUGAACUGGACCCAGGGCCCCAAGGGCGACCUGAAGCCAUGGUAGGUAGCAGCCGCAUUAGCAUUACGCCAUAAGCUAUGCUGAUGUUCAGUCGGAAUCAGAUGAGAUGGACUGAUGAUGAGUAAAGCCCUGCCAAGCUAAGCCAAGCCAAGCCAUUACUGUCAAAUGUAAAGCUCUCCAUUCUACUACCUUGCUUCUUUUUGUGGCGAUGUGCCUGCCUGCCCUUCCAUUCCAUGUGUGACAAUUUUUUCCUUCGUUUUUUGUCACCCUAGUGCUAGACUAUUCCUGCUACUGUUGUAGGUGAUCUUGGAUCAUACUAGUAAUAUAUGUAUAUGACCUUUGUACUAUAUUAUAUACUUCUAAGGGGGGGAAAUAA
Brachypodium distachyon (stiff brome) is the source of this 1742-nucleotide messenger RNA. RefSeq names its product probable glucuronosyltransferase Os01g0926600. The transcript is spliced from 4 exons. Gene Ontology annotation, biological process: glucuronoxylan biosynthetic process; plant-type secondary cell wall biogenesis. Gene Ontology annotation, molecular function: glycosyltransferase activity. Lineage: Eukaryota; Viridiplantae; Streptophyta; Magnoliopsida; Poales; Poaceae. The record is from RefSeq and is a predicted model, not a curated record. Bases 176 to 1411 code for a protein of 411 amino acids.